Molecule: messenger RNA, 3896 nt
Organism: Xylaria bambusicola
Lineage: Eukaryota; Fungi; Ascomycota; Sordariomycetes; Xylariales; Xylariaceae
Product: fungal-specific transcription factor domain-containing protein
Exons: 3
Coding region: 480-3455 (991 amino acids)
Biological process (GO): DNA-templated transcription; regulation of DNA-templated transcription
Molecular function (GO): zinc ion binding; DNA-binding transcription factor activity, RNA polymerase II-specific; DNA binding
Source: RefSeq, a predicted model, not a curated record
UUUCAAUUCAUUUGUGCCCCUCCAAGCCCUCUCUCUCUCUCUCUCCAAAACCUUCCUCGUCGACCAUCUCCCUUGACGGACGGGCUGACCCCCGGGUCGAGCAAUUGAAAGAACAAAGGAGAAGAAAAAGAGAGAAGACGAGAACAGAGGACGGUAGACGAGAGGCAAACGAGAGCGAGAAAUAUAUUCUAUUGAACCCAACCGAGAAGCCCCGGUUUGUUGUUGUCGCCCUAGACUUGACUUGGAUAGGUGAUGAGAACAACGAAAAAACGCAGAAUUCUCGCCCGCAAAUUCGUGAAAUGGUACCAGCUUUGUGAAGUCCAGACUCUCCAAACCGCUGACAGCGUUCUUCAUCCCACCACCACCACCACUCUGUCACCGGGCACUCGCUCUUGGUGCAGCCCACGCUGGUUUUGUGAUCAACCACGUUUCAUGAGCUCCAACCUCAUCAUAUGACCGUCUGGUAGUCUGCCCCUGGCAUGUCCCCUACGAUGAAUCUUCCGGCCGCAGCGGACUCCCCAUCCACCAUGGCGUCGUCCGGCAGGUCUCCGACCCUCCAUUCCAACGAUUCGCCUCACCCUUCCACACCUCUGGACCGCAACCAUGUACCGGCGACGGCCACUCCGCCCAUCAACCAGCUCCCCGUCUCCGGUGCACCUCCAUCCUUCAUUACUGGCCCAAUCACGCUGGACCCAUUUGCCACGCCGUCGGCGACUCUGAAUCCUCGGAGCUGUGUAACAUGUCGCCGCCGCAAAGUUCGUUGCGACAAGCACAUGCCGUGCGGCAAUUGUCGCAAGGCACAGAUCCAAUGUGUCUUCCCGGCUCCCGGACGAGCCCCGCGACGACCGCGUGCCAAAGAUCCAAAUGCUCCACCUAAGCAGACUAGUGAGCGCGAGAUGGAGCUUAUGAAGCGGUUGCGAAAACUAGAAGGGAUUGUAGAAGACUUGAGUGGCCAAAUUGAGUUUGAAACAUACAAGCAUGGCGCAGCCAAUAGCGAAUCACCUGAAGCAACAUCAUCCGACACUGUGCUCGAAAACGAUCGCCGGAAAACGACGGCAAGCCCUUCGAUCGAGAACGUCUCGUCGAUGAACAACGUCCCACCCGGCUACUCUGCGCCGCGCCGAACAAACACUGGUGGUUCAGCGACGAGCAGUAACAUGGCAAAUGCCAAGGGUCAGCACAGUAGCGAUGUGCACAAGGACUUCGGCAAGCUUGUAUUGAAUGAGAAGGGCAAGGUUCGAUACGUGAACAAUGCGUUCUGGAGUAAAAUUACCGAAGAGAUCGAAGCCCUUCGAUCAGAAACCCAGCGUCUCACUGACGAUUCCUCUGACUCGUCUGGUGAUGAAGACUCCCCGGUUGCAGCGGAUCCUCAAACAGAUCGACACCUCGAUCAUCACGGAUUCAUUUUCGGCUACAGCUCGUCAAAUGUCGACUUGCGAUCACUCCACCCUCUACCGUCGCAGAUGCUGUUUUACUGGCAAGUCUAUAUGGAUAAUGUUGACCCGAUAGUGAAGCUUCUUCAUGUUCCUACCAUGACCAAAACUGUCAAGGAAUUACGAAGCGACAUGAGCACCAUGACUCCUGGCGUUGAAGCUCUGAUGUUUUCUAUUUAUCUCGCUGCGAUCACGUCUAUGGAACAGGACGAAGUUGUGACGAAUUUUGGUGCCGAGAAGACGCAGCUCCUUGCACGGUAUCGCUUCGCUACUGAGCAGGCCUUGGCUAAAGCAAAUUGUAUAACAACCUCAGAACUAGUCGUGCUUCAGGCUUUUGUGCUAUUUCUUAUUCUUGUCCGACGGUACGAUGACACGAAGUUUUCUACCACGCUCACUGGCUUAGUAGUAAAGAUUGCGCAGUCCCUGGGUCUGCAUCGAGACGGGACUCACUUCGAUAACAUAACGCCAUUUGACAUCGAGAUGCGACGGAGGCUUUGGUGGGCCAUCUGUGUAUUAGACCUUCGAUCUGCAGAGGACCAAGGCUGCGAGUUGACCGUAGUGGAGCGGUCCUUUGACACCCUAUUCCCCCUGAACGUCAACGAUAGUGAUAUCAGCCCCGAAAUGACAGAGUUCCCCCCAGAGCGUAUCGGCUCUACGGACAUGACUUUCUGUCUCAUUCGAUAUGAGAUUUGUGGCUUGUCUAGGAAACUACAUACUGCCUCGAGCCCGCUAUCGAUGUGCCCCACGGCUCCGCAGAGCACUCCUGAAGAACAGGAAACCAAGCUCAUUGAGAUGUACGAACACAUCGAUCAGAAAUAUCUGAGAUUGUGCCCAGCUAAAGAAACCGACCUGCUUAAUUGGGUCUCUGCCACAAUCGCACGACUCAUCAUGUCCAAGAUGAGUCUUGUUAUCUACCAACCCCUAAUGCCCUCUUCCGGUAACAACGACCUUCCUAGCGACGUGCGCGAUCGACUUUUUAUGGCAUCGAUAGAAGUUGUUGAGUAUAGUAGGGUUCUUAACUCGGAGCCAAAAAUCCAGCGCUGGAGGUGGCUUUUUCAAACAUACAACCAAUGGCACGCCGUCGCAUACCUUCUGCUUGAGGUUUGUCGUCGGUCUUGGUCCGCCUCUGUCGAGCGUGGAUGGAUCGCGCUCAAUGCGACCUUUGGAGACAAGAACAUUGACAUAGCCAAACCCGUAAUAUGGAACUUAUUAAGAAAAUUGAUGAUUCAAGCAAAGAGACAUCGAGAGAGCGAGAUUGCGCGAUUGCGGGCCAACCCCCAAGCUGCUGAAGAACUUGAUAUCGAAGAACACAACAAACUUCCACCAGCCAGUUUCCAACACCUACCCAGCUCUAUCCGUAGCACUCUUGCACGAGAUCGAUGGCGGAAGUUAGUGGGCACAAACUGCCAGGAUACACAAGCCCCGAAUCCUCUCAAGUCAGACCACAGCAGCAGUAGCAGAAGCAGCAAUAGCAACCUCAGCUUAUCGGAGACAAUAACCGCAACGCCCCAACAGUCAUUCCAAAAGUCCGCAGACAUGCAGCUUGACAGCGCAAUGAUGGAGCCAUUUUUCAGCCCCGAAAACAUAUUUCCUAUAGCCUUCGCGGGCGAUUCCAGCGAGUACGCAAGUCAAGCGCUGCUCAACGGCGAAGCCUUCGCACACCAAGGCUUCAAGACACCACAGCCGGGUAUCCCCAUCGAAACCUUCAGCACAAGGGGUGAUAACGCGCUGCCGAAUCGUCACCAUCAUCAACAAGACAGUUUACAAAUGGAUAUGGGAACCGGGGACGCCAUGACAGACGACCACCCGCCUCCUUGGUUAUGGAACCUCUCGGGUUUGUCCGCUACUACAAAUAAUAAUACUAAUAAUAAUAACUUCGCGGGGCUCUACGGGAACAAUGUUCCUGGGGCUGUGGGUGACGACCAGGACGUCACCAUGGAUACCAGUGAGGUUGUCAACUGGCAGAACUGGAUGGAUUCCGGGCUGGGCAUCAACGGAGUCGGCUUUACCGGUGGUAUAUAAGGGCCAUCUUUUUACUCUCGGGGCUAGACUCAUAUGGAUACGCACGGGCAAUCAGUAGGUUAUGAUAGAUAAUCAUUGGGCUUUGGGACUAGAUCUUGGAAAGAUGGACGGGAACCCAUCCAGUCUCUUGAAAGUAUACACAGAGACACACAUGAAUGGAUAUGUGUGUUGCGAAGGGGGAUGGAUAUAGUAUACUACUACGGCUGUAUUACUGACAGUAUAUACGGAGGGGGAAGAUUGGGAAACGAAAUGAAUUCUGCGUUGAAUGGGACGAAGGAGCUUGGCGCUGGUGGGCGUUGUUGUUCUGUAUAUCUAAGUACCUAUCUUCUUAGUUAUCUAGUUAGUUAGUCAUGUACCUAUCUAUGUAUGGGGAGGUCUUGAGCGUUGCUUUAGUGGAAUUUUAUGAUAUUCGUGCGUCUUGCUGCUGGUUUAUACCCUCCU